GAUAUAUUUCCGAAUGUUGUCAUUUUGUUGUUCAGAUGUAAAUAUUGAAAAUAUAUCAGAGAAUAUUGAAAUAUUAAAGAAAUAAUUCGUAUUCUUAAGCUCGCAAUGGAUUUUGAUAUAGCAGAUAUUUUCAAAUCCAUAAUUUUGGAAAUAGAUGAAAGAACAGACGAUGAAAAUAUUGCAGAAGAGAGUUAUAAAAUCCUCGUUCAAUUUAAUAAAUACCUCGAAGAGGAGGAGAUUAAUUCUAUAGCGUUAGAUAACUACUUACUCUUCAUUUUCAAUAGAGAAUAUGGUAUCAUCAAAUUCAUCAAUAUUAUACUUCAGAAAAAAACGUUCAAAAAGGCUAAGAUACAAUGUUUUGAAUUAUUAUAUUUAUUAGUUAACAAUUUUCCAUCAAGGAUGGAAAAACAUUUUUCAAUAAUGAAUGAAAUAUGUCUUAUGAUGUUGAAAUCUAGUUUUGGCUCUGCUGAUGAAAAAGUUAAGGCUUUAACUCUCAUAUGUUUGAUGUUAACUAAAAUUGAUGUAAACUUGGAAUAUACAAAUGUUUAUGUUGACCUUUACAAGACACUUCAUCAAGUUCGUCAACUCAAGUUGUGUGAAUCUAUAUCUGAGAAGCUUUACGAGUGCUUGGGAUUAUAUGUUAAAUACCUUGAUUAUACCUUAAAAACUGAAGAUACUAAAAAUUUGCAAAAUAUUUUUCUUAUCAAAAUCAAAGAAUCAAAUAGAAAUGAUUCAAAUAAAUCACUAGCUGGAUUAUUUACUGGCUUAGGAUACUUGCAAGAAAUUAUGUCAUUGGAUUCUAUUGAUGAUAAAAGAUAUAUUGAUGACCUGUAUGUAAUAAUAAAAAAAUUGUCACAAGAUGCCUUUAAACUAAGAAUAAAAGUAGCUUGUCGAGCUGCUCUGACAUUCCUCCAAAAAAAUGUAUCACUAUUUAGUGAUAAGAUAUUCAAAGAACAUGAAUUUUGGCACAAAACUCUAAGUAAGUGGCUGUCUACUUUGGGGAUCGAAGAAAAAAAAAUUGGCAGUCAAGUUAUCCUUACCAUAUAUAGAAGUGUUUGCAGACAUUUGAUAGAAGAAAACAACCCUGAUCACAAGGGAAUAUUGAAGGGUUACCUCGAAAAAUUUCGGCAGAUGUUGGAUAAACAAAAUAGCACUAAUUUGAAAAAGCAGAUUUGCAUACAUGGAAUAAAAAUUUUGUUCAAGUCUACUCCCAUACUACUGAGCGACACAGAAAUAUCCAACUUUUCCCUGAAACUUCUCCAUACAUUCAGACUUAAUUAUCUUAUUCAACAAGAUUAUGAGUCAGAUGAUUGGUUUCUGCUUCCCGAUUACAUCCAAAUGAUCACCAGCAUCAUUGUUACCAAAAAAAUUGAAAGGGGAGAGAUUUUCUUCCUAAAGCAGAGUCUCAUAGUGUUGAUAAAACAUUAUUCACAUAUUCCAAUUCUGAACAGAUAUAAAGUAAAUGAAACCUUUUUAUUAGCAAUUUACUCGGUAAAGAGUUGUCACUUUUUCGAAUCGUUCUUAAGAGAUUUGAUGUAUCAAUCAGUUAUCUGGAGUUGUUCACAUCAACAUAUAUCGGAAUUGAAUGAGGAUAAUCGGGAGAUGGUCACAAUAAUGAGUUACCUUCCUUUUUGGAAAGGGAUGUUGAACUCCAAUAAUAAACAGUAUGGAGAUGAUUGUGAGUUGAGUAUCGAAGAAGGAAGAUUGAUCACGGCUCAAAUUGUGGAAAAACUGAUUACCACCUUGUUGGUUUGUGUUGAUAAGCUAGACGUUUCCACAACAUAUAAGGAAAGCAAUUCGACCAGUUUGAAAGGAACAAUCCAGAUCAAUAAGAAAGAUGAUUUCGUGAUAUUUUUGAAUAUCGUUGAUUUCUACGAACGGCUAUUUCAAAUGAUGGAUCUCGAGUUUUUCAAGAAGUACAUCCAUAAGUUGCUGAACUUUUUCAUGGACCAUUCACUCGGAUUUCCCUUAAUCAGUGGCUUUUAUAGAUUGUUGGCAGUUUGUCUCAAAAUUGCCAAUAAACUGAAUUAUUUUGAUAAAAAUGAACAAAAUGAAGUAUUGGUAAAAACUUUGUCGUCCUAUAUGCAUGUCCUACUCUCAAAAAUGAGUCAGUACGAAGACGAACUGCUGAUAUCUUGCUCAAAGGUAUUAUUAGAAUGUCCGGCAAGUAUAAUCGAAGAAAUGCUUCCUUCCUGUGUUCCUGCUUUCAUAACAAUAUUCUCCAUCGGUAGACACUAUUUGCCAGUGGCCGCUCUUGGCAUUCAGACUUUGGAGGCAUGGCAGAAAGGUAUAAAUCAUAAUUUGAUGGAAGAUUUCCUUGGAAAAAUUGUGUAUAAACUGGAUGCUUUCUUGAGGAGCAAGUCUCUGGCAUAUCUGGCGCCAGAGUUUCAAAAGAGUAACAAAUCCAACAAAGUGCUAAGAAAAAGAAAGAUGGCUGUAGAAAUUGAGCCGGAGUUGGUGAAAAUACAGAGGAGAAUCCUACGGUUUCUAGGGAGACAAACCACCACCGUUUGUGAGAAAAUGCUUGAUGGCCAGAGGAUAGUUAGUGAAGUCUGGAGCGAUGUAGAGCAUUUAAAAAUAACCCUGCCUUUUCCAGAUACUAAACUCGAUAUUCACUUGGACCGAAUGGUGCCGUUGUUGGUGGAACUGGCACUUUACAGCAGUGAUCGCAAAACCAGAGUAACAGCCAGCGAAUUGUUGCAAGGGUUGGUGGUUUUGUUUCUUGGAGUAUCAAAACAAAUGACCAAUAAGGAACAAGAAGAAUUGAGUGGAGUGUUGAAAAAAUUUUCAUUGGCAAUUUUGGAACUUGGUUGUGACCCAGACGAAGUUAUAAGGGGUUUGUUUGAGCCACUUGUCUUGCAGAUGAUCCACUGGUACUCCAGUCCUCACCAAACUGGAAAAUGCCAUACGGCUAUUGUAUUAGAAGCACUCAUUGAUGGGGCAUCUUCAUUUACAAACGCAAAUCUUAGAUCAUUUUCCGGAAAAUGCAUAGGAGAAUUUGUCAAAUGGACAAUCAAGCAAUGGUCAGAAGCAAGUCUGCAACAAAACCCCAUUAACAUAAAAAUUUUGAUCAGAAAAAUGAGAUUUCUCUGCUUGCAUCCAGAUAAAUUCAAAAAAUUAGGAGCCGCUUUAAUGUUCAACAAUUUCUAUGUAUUUCUGAGGGAAGAACGAAGUUUACUGAAUAUGUUUUGGAUUGAGAUUUUUGAAAUAUUCGUGUCUUCCUUACAUUAUCUGGAAGAUAAUUUCGAAAGUAAAACUGCAUGUUCGCAGAUAUUCGAUGCUCUGAAACAUCUCCAACGAGGUUUCAUAGAAAAAGCUUCCCUCUUCAGCCAGAGGGAUGAAAAACGUAGAAAACCUCAUGGAUUCCAAGGAACUACCUCUAUAGAUAUCUUAAAGUUCCUGGCAGAUAAUAUUGGAUCCAAAAAUCCUUUGUGUAGAGAAAAAUGUGCAGAAUUAUUUUACUCCUUAUUACCAUGUUAUCCUGAAGCCAAAAACCUUGAAAAUGUUCAGAAUUCAUUAAAAGAUCCAAUGGAUAGUUGGCAUACUAGACAAAUUCGGUUUCAUGAUAUGAAAGAUGUCAAAAUCGAAGAAUCUGUCCAAAGGCUCUCAGAAUUGCACAGAGGAAUUGACCGAUUAAUAUUUCUGUUGAAAAAUGGCACGCUGACUAAUCAAGAUCUAAAUAAUGAAAGCACUGUCCAGAAUUUUUCUUGUUACUUGGAAUUUAUAGUUGAAACAGGCUUUGAGGAUUCAAUCAAUCAACGACAAGAUGAGUUAUUCAAUGAAAAAGCAUUUUUUAUGGAAAGGAACAGAAUAAAUAAGAAAGCUUUAAUUUUACUGCACAGCAUUUUGGAUUUUAAUUGCAAAACUGAUCUUUUAUGGUGCAGAAGUUUAUGGUCUUUGAUAGCAUUUUUGGUAUUCGAUCUUGAAAACAACAUGAAAAAAGAGUUAGAAUGUUUCCUCAAAUCUGCAGUGAACAAAAUGCCCAAAGAAGUACUCGAGGAAAUGAAGGAAACUAUGAAGAUUUAUUUAAUGGAUAAUUUUUCGGAUAAUUUGGAUUUGAACUUCCCCAUAAGCUCCAAGCAAAAUAGAAUUUUGAAUGGAAUGGUUUUCUUGAAAAGCUGUCAUGAACAUUUUAAUUUCAGUCCUUCCUUAUAUCCUCGAAUAGUACAAAAGUUUUUGAGAAAUUGUUUUGAGAUUGGGACUAAGAAUGGCUCUUUAUAUUUGAAUGAUGAAGAAGUGUCCUAUUAUUUUCUGGUUUUACAAUUUGGUUUCAGGAAAGAAUUUGAAGAAAUUGGAAAAUUUCUUUUUAAUCCAGACGAAUUUGAAGAACUGGAAGGUGUGGGGAAGAUUACUAUUGGUUCUUUCCUCCUGAAUACUUUUGAAACUAUAAUAAUUCCACAAUUAUUGGACACAUUUGAUGAAUUCCUGGAAUUAUCAACAAGGAAAAAAGAAAAUAUCUCCAUUUCCAUUUCGUACAUAAAAAGCAUCUUGAAAUAUAUUUCUAGAUCUAAAAAAAAUAUUUCAUGGUCCAAUAUAGUUUUUAACAAACUAUGUGAUAAUUGGGAAUGUUUUAAAAACUUCUUUAGUGAAGAUUUUGAAAAAUUGUUGGAAGGAAUGGAACUAAUCGAAAUGUUGAAUUCUAUUAGGAAAAACAAUUCUCUCAGUACAUCGUUCGUUCUUUUAAUAAUGGAAAAAAAAGAUUUCUCAUCUUCUAAAAGCUCCUUUGAGACUCGUUUGGAAAUUUUGGAGUUCCUUUUUCUGAAUAUAGAUUCAACUUUGGAGGAACAAUAUGCUGUUUCCAUAAGAGCAGCCUUGAAUGAAAUCAUGGUUUAUGUUUCUGAAAAAUCAGACAAGAAUAUACAAAACAUGUGCUUAAUGAAAAUGAGUAAAUUAUAUCAAAUUUUGAGGGAAAGUAGAUCAAUAUUGUUGUUGGAAUUUAUAAUCAACUUAUACUCGAAGUUUCCUGAUUUUGAGCAGUACAUCAAAGACACCAUUAUUUUCCAAAAAUAUGUGAAGAAUCUGUCAGACGAAGAUCAGAUGAAAAUUAUGAAUGUGUUAGUGAAUCACAUGAAGAAUCAAAUGCAUUGGAAAGAUUUUAACAUGGGACUUGGAAAAGACAUUAUGACAAUGGUAUUUCAAAAGACAUCUCUGGAGGCGUUUCAGAGUUACUUUCUCUCUAACAUCAGAUCGAUUAUAGAAGAAUUGCGAGUUGUAACGUCCCAAGAUAAUCUUUGUGUGAAGAUAAUCGAUUUUAUAUUGGUUGAAAUUCUGUUUGCAAGAAUAUCGAUUAUGGAAAAUAACGAUAUUAACCAGAGAAUGAGGUUGGCCGCCUUACCAGAGAGCAAUCCCAAUUCCAAAGAAUUUCUACAGUGCAUUUUGAUGUGCACCUUGAAUAAUUUCCGGGAAAACAUAUGUGUGGAAGCCAAAUAUGAAGAGUUGCUACGGAUCUGUCGUUGUCACUGUUAUAACACCUUGGUCUCAAUUACCGUAAACGGUUUGAAUAACGCCAAUUUCCACGUAAAGUUAUUCACCAGGAUGGAUGGUAACGAAGACAUCCUAUGGAGGAGUAUGGUAGAUUUGAAGAAGACUUAUAAAUUCGAGAAAGAUUUCAACAGUCUUCCCCAGAAGAAAAAGAUCGUGGUCAACAUAAAGAACUUUUCAAAUACGCAAAAUUCCGAUUCAAAUUUCAGCGGGAAUAUUUUGAGGUCCCAAAGAAUAUUCAACAGUUCCCUGAGUGAAGAUAUAACCAAGCACGACAUGAGUAAUGUGACUCUGAGGUCGAAAAUUGAUAUUAAAAAUGAAAAUCCAGUUAUCGAAAUGGAUUAUAUUGAAGUAAAUGAUCAUGAGUGCAUGGUCACAAUUUGUGCGUUAAUUCGUCAUUUGACAGACACAACUUACUUCAGUUAUGAGGAACAAGAACCGGAGAUUCCGCUGUGCUUCAAAGCUUUGAGGAAUGUCCUUAUGAACGACACCACACCUUUGAAUGUUAGAAUAUUUCUAAUCAAAGUGAUCGAGAAUACUUCCCAUGCAUUCUUUCGUUAUUCAAAGUGGUUUCUUGCACCAGUUAUGAAAUUCAUUGCGGACAAAUGUGCUGGAGAUGAAAUGAAUUUCUUCAUAUCUGAUUUGGUGGUGAUGUUGGCAAAUUGGUCUGAAAAGUCCCUACCACAAGACGGUUUUGAAGAAGAUUUAGCAACAAAAGUUAUCCAAUUCUUGUUCGAAAAAUUACCUUCAGAACGAAGGGAUAUUUUCAAAUAUAAUCUGGAGCUUAUUAGAAUACUGAUGGGGGCAUGGAAAAAUAUUAUUCACAUCUCAGACUCCUAUAUAGCUAGUCUUUUCACGUCGAUGGAGACCGAAGAAACAGACAAAGAAGUGAACCUGAUUUCUUUACUCCUUAUCAACGAUUUAUUCCUUUUUGAAAAAACAAUAGUUGAAAAGUUAUUAAUAUCUGUAGAAAAAAAGUUGAGUUCUUCCAAAAAGAGCGCCUUUAUGCCUUGCUCGGAAUUGUUGGGAAUAUUCCUUAAGAAAUGGAAAGAAAAAUAUGUUUGGGAAAAUUAUGAACAUCUGGGGAUCGAAUCCAUGAUUGUAAAAAUCUGGGAAACCGAUUCUGACAAGGGCGGGCUUAUUUUAGAGGGCAUAACCAUCAAUUAUCCAGAGUUUCUCCAGGAAAAACACAUCAUCAGAUUGCUGAGUAGGUUGGGCAAUGUGAUGCCUACUUCUCAGUAUGUGUUCUUGAAAGUUGUCUUGAGGGCAAUACCAGUGUUGGAAUGUGUGAACGAAUUCCGUACAGAGAAUUGGGAAAAAUACAUUAAUAGUGAAAGUGUCGAUGUCCAAAUAACCAGUUUGAGUUUGAUGAAAAUGACAUUGUACAUAUUAGAAAAAGAACCCAUUUUCUAUGGUAUAAUUUCGUCAAUAUGCUCGAAAAAAAACAGUCAGAACGAGUUAUGUAGAAAAUUAGCCUUCGAUAUGAUCAUCCAGAUUUCUCUGGACCAUUUACAAGAUCCCAGCAAAUACAACAACGUAAUAAAUCUUUGUAAAGAUGCGAUGUUGGACGGUUUGGCGAUCGAAAAUCAAGAGCUAUUGCAACAUAUCCAAAACUUCUGGGUGAAUUCUGAUGAGUUAUCCAAAAACUUGACUGAAAGAUUCAUACAAAGCUUUUCGGCCAUUUACAAACCUAAGAACGAAGAUGUAGUGUUAGGGACCGGUAUCAAUUUUUUCUUGAGUUUGUCAAAACUAGGUAAAGAUGUCGAUGAAGUAUUAUUCGAUCAUCCUCUGGAAGAUUGCGAUUUCGAAGACUACGAGUUGAGCGUGAAUUCGACCACUCAACAUCCCUAUGAAGUUCCCAUGUUUGCGGAAACCUUUUUCGGUAACCAGAAUGUCAAGAUUGGGAAAAAUUUCAAAUUUGGAGAAUUGAGAGCUACUCAAGAAGCAUUUUCUUUUUCUGCAACGGUGGCCUCCAAGCAGGAUGAGGCUGUUUCGCAAUUUCUUUCUUCCCAAUCUAGUUUGUUUUUGGAUGCAAGAAAUGUGCCAAGUGAUAAGGAGGAUUUCAAGAAUCCUAACGACUAUGUAAAAUGCAAAGUGUUCAAGAAACGUUUCCUGAAGAGCAAAUUGAAGAUUUCUGAAUACUGUGCCAAUUUCGAGGUGAAGUCCAUAAUCAAAAAAGGACAGAAUAGAGUGAAAGGAGCCAAGGAGAGAGACAGACAGGUGUGCAUAACUCGCACGUACAGGAAGGGGGAUUUUCCAGAUAUACAAAUACCUCUUUCGGCUAUUGUCGUACCAUUGCAACAGUUAUCGUUGGGAAAUUCGGAUGUCGCAAAGAUGUUAUAUUCCAACAUAUUCAAAAAGCUGAAGGAAAAGAUGAGCACAGAGAACUGGUCUGAUCUAGUUGAAGCGAUAAAUAUAAUUUUCAAGAAUUCCUCAGAAUUCAACACAAAUCUCUUUCGAACGUUGAUGGAUUUCAUAGUAACUUCGAAUUUCAAGAUGAAACUUGAUCCUUAUUUGAUAACGGAGUGCUGUUUAUCGAGUUCCCUUGUCUCAACAGGCACUCUCAUAAUCGAGGGCUAUCUGAUGCACUUAGAUGAGGGAGAACCUCAAGCUAAGAGGCUUAAGGGGAACAGUAUUUCUGAAGAGACAGUUCAUUGGAUCAAAUUGGCAGAGCUCUACAAAGAAAUGAACGAAUGGGAUGUGGUAUGUUCCAUCUUCCAAAACAAGGUGCCUUGCAACGAGGCCGUCAGAACCGCCAUUUCUGCAGAAUCUAGGAAACAGUGGGUCCAGGCACGUGAUUUAUAUAAGGACGUAAUAGAAAAAGACAUGACACAAGAUAAGAGAGACUUUUACUACGAGGCUUAUUUCAAGUGCAUCGCCAAUUUGGGCCAGUGGCAGAGCAUUUCGGACAGCGUCAAAGCCAGUGGUCCCGACUUUUGGAACGCCCUGUGGCAGGACGACUGGAAGCAGAAGAAGAUGCUACCCUGGUACAUGACCGCGGAAGUCAAUUGUAUGCUGUUCAAGCAGGAGCUCUCCAACGCCUUCCUCCAGGACGUCAACACUGCUCUUUGCGAGAACCGCAAGGCAGAACAUCUGAAACUGUCCUAUCCGGAGCACAUUGCGUUGAUGUGGAUGCUCAACGACGAUCUGGACGCUGCCGAGAUGUACUUGAGGAGCGCCAUGGAUUGUUUCCUGAGUCAGUGGCAGAUUUUGGAUCCCAUGUUUCGAGGCAUGCGUUUGAAGAAAAUGUUGAAACUUCGUAAUUGUACCACGAUUUACGAAUUCAUCGAUAUCUAUCGAAUGUUCGGCAAUGUGGAAAUAGAGAGAAUCGUCGAACACCUGGAAAUAUUGUGGUCUAAUACUCGUUAUGGAGCCUCCUAUCCAACCAUGCUACAGGAGAGUAGUAUUCUUCACUACAAGCAGUUUUUAAGUUUGAUUCAUUCAAGAAUAACGUCACUUGACGAUUCGGAUUUUGAUAUGUAUCUGGAAAAGAUAAAAACUUGGAAGUUUGAGUUGGAUCUGGGUCAGGUGGAUGCGGCCUUAAGAGAUAGUAACUUUUAUUUGGCUAGAAAAUACUUAGAACCUCACAGAAAUAAACAAGGAAUAGGCCUACAUAUGGCUAAAAUGAUGUUAAUCAGAUCUCAAUCGCCAGAUACAAUGAUAAAAUCUUUGAAAAUGGUAACAGAUCUUGUUGAGAAGGAUUGCGACAAAACCACUCAUCUUAAUAUUCGCUUAACCGGUUUCGAUAUAUUAGGUGAGCUUUCUAGGUUUAUCGCUAACAAUGAGGAUGUUCAAGAGAAUCUAACUUUGAGGAUACAACAGAUUAUUGGUCACGAGUUGUCUGAAUCCAGAACAUUCCAAGAUUAUGGUGCAAACCUACUAUAUCAGUUUUUAGAACAACACAUUUCUUCGGGAAGCACAGAAAUCUCCGAUUCGAGUAUAUCGGACGCGUACCUGAAGGUAUCCUAUUACCUCAUUGACAAGGAAGCACCCGAUGUUGAUGUUUUGAGUAAGAUGGUUUUGAGAGCUAUGAAACUUGGUGCCGCAGAAGCCAGACAAUUGUUUCCUAUUCUUUUGCAACAGGAAAAUCUGGGAAGUACGCACAAGUAUGUGUUUCAACAAGAAAGUGCUUUGGUGCCAACUUGGAUGUUCCUCAGUUGGGUUCCCCAGCUAUUAGCCAACAUGAAUUCUGACAAUAUAUACGCGAUAGAUUCUAUAAUAAUGAGAAUAUCGGAAACUUAUCCCCAAGCUAUUAUGUAUGCUUACAGGCUAAGUCGAGAAAAUUUUGAAAAGCCAAAUCAACAUCUUUCUGAGAUUGUUAUAAGGAUGGAUGGUUUACUUUUGAAUGAAGAUUUGGAUAUAUUUUUGAGAGCACUUGGUAACGUAUGCUUGCCUGAGAAGAAACUAGCAUAUUAUGUUGAAAAAAUACGGAAGAACUUGGGAAAUUCUGAGGAAAUAGAAAAAGUUAAGUCCUUUAUCCUGUCAGAAUUUUAUGCCGAUCAUCCCGAUUCCAAUGAACCAAGUUGUUUGCUUGGAAACAUUUUCAGAAGAAUAAAAGCACAUGAGAGCAAUUUUAAAGGACAAAGAGGUGAUUUGGACAAAUUAGAAGAGUUACUCCGAAAAUUGAAAGGCGACAAUUGCAAAGUCAGAAAUUCUUUACUACUCAAGGAUUAUUGUCCAUGGUUGGCCAAUUUCACUUCGACAAAAUUGAAUGUGGACUUGGAAAUUCCAGGACAAUAUAAUGGUAAAAAAAUGCCAUUACCUCAAUAUCAUGUAAAGAUAUACAAGUUCCAUCCAGAAAUCCUGGUCUUGAGUUCUCUGAGGAAACCCAUCAAAUUGACAAUUUUAGGAAAUGACACCAAGGAAUAUUCCUAUUUGGUCAAAUUUGGAGAAGACAUCAGACAGGAUCAAAGGAUCGAACAAUUGUUGGAUGUCAUGAAUGACAUAUUCCGAAAAAGCGAUAGCUAUUCCCAAGAAAUUUCCUUGGAAACCUUCGAGGUUAUUCCAUUGACCAGUAGUCUUGGUAUAAUAAGAUGGAUAGAUAAAACUCUUAUAAUGGAGACAUUCAUGAGACGUUGUUUGAAUAAUAAGAAAAAAUCAUUAGAUGGGCCUUUUGAGAAAUAUGUUCAAUUCAUAUACUCAUCUGCAAGGCGUAUAAAUUCUGACAAGGUAGCAUAUGGUGAAAGUUCCAAGGUUCACGACAGAAAUAAGGUCAUUUUGAAUUAUCAAAGGACAGUGAAUGAGAUAGAUAAGGACAUUUUGAGGAAAGCAUUCUGGAACAUGAGCACAAGUAUAGAAAGCUUCAUAGCUUUACGUCAUAACUUCAUGCGUAGUUAUGCCAUCAUGUGUGUGUCCCAUUGGAUAUUAGGUAUUGGAGACCGGCAUCUGAGCAACACUCUGAUCUGUUUGAAGAGUGGUCAUGUUAUUGGAAUUGAUUUUGGUUGCGCUUUUGGCACAGCCACGCAAAUGCUUCCAGUGCCGGAGUUAAUACCAUUCAGACUGACGCCGCAAAUUGUUAGUUUUAUGGAACCUCUGGAAGUGAAGGGCCAUUUCAGAGGAUCAAUGAUGAGCGCUAUGAAAUGUCUGAAGGAAAAUAAAAAACUACUUGUGGCUGUAAUGAGUGUAUUCAUCAAAGAACCUUCCUCAAAUUGGUUGGAAAUCUCUUCAAGUUCUCAGUCUCUUGGGGACUCAAGUUCGAAUUGGUAUCCCAACCACAAAUUGAAUCAAGUGAAACGAAAAUUAGAAGGAAUCAAUUCUACUGAAAUUGUUUUGGAAGAUCUCAGAGAUGGACAGGUGAAAGAAUAUUUGGAGAGCUACAGUAAAUUGGUGAAAGGUCUACCUAAUUGUGAUUAUCGUGCACAAAUAGCUAGAUGCAAUUUGUCUGUCGAAGAACAAGUCGAUUGUCUGAUCGAUCAUGCCAGAGACUAUAAUUUAUUAGGUAGAACUUACGCAGGCUGGAGAUCAUGGGUGUGAAAUCCAUAAAACAUGAUAAGUUCUGUUUGCUAAAUUUAAGACAAAUGUAAAAUACCAAUAAAAAUUCUAAGAAA
Harmonia axyridis is the source of this 11528-nucleotide messenger RNA. Its product is annotated as DNA-dependent protein kinase catalytic subunit-like. Gene Ontology annotation, cellular component: nucleus. Gene Ontology annotation, molecular function: protein binding; DNA-dependent protein kinase activity. The record is from RefSeq and is a predicted model, not a curated record. Gene Ontology annotation, biological process: double-strand break repair via nonhomologous end joining; telomere maintenance. Lineage: Eukaryota; Metazoa; Arthropoda; Insecta; Coleoptera; Coccinellidae. The coding region runs from base 106 to 11454 and encodes 3782 amino acids. The transcript is spliced from 24 exons.